UGUGUUUCUGACCACCUGCAGCUGCUCUCAGCUGUGCAAACAGAAUUUUAAGUGACUUAUAAGUGUAGCUAAUUACAGGGGCUGUCUUACUAUUGUGAAUUUUGUUUUGACUUAAACAUGAGAUCGGGUCUCUUUGUCACUUUUAUUUCAUGCUAGUAAAACACGCAGAAAUAGAAGUUGUGUUGCAGCCCUUGACUGGCGUUAUAUGUUAAGUUCCCACCUGUUUUAAUGGACAGGUAGCCUGAUUUGUUCUCUGUGGUACCUGAGCUACUUCAGGGAUUCUGCUAUUCUGAAAGAGAGAGGUUUGAUUAUCUCCUGUGUUUUAUGGUAGAAACAGUUCCAGCUAUUUAUCUGGUACUUUGUGAGAGAAUACUUGCAACAAGUUGUCACUCUCUCACCUUCAGUGCUUGCUCACUGUCCCUGGGGGAAAAGCACUGUGACAUGCAGAGGACUGGCCUUGAAGGUCGAAGAGAUCUUUUCCAGCUCCUUGUUGCUUUGAUGGGCGUGCCAUAAGGAUACAGAUCGAUUCAUUAUGCGCAGUUUGAGUAAAGAGUGAUUUUGUGUUUGGCUGAGUAUACAAUUAAAUAAAUUGAAGCCAUUUUUCCUUUCGUGGAAAUAAUCUGUGCUGCCCCAGCCCUAUGUGUGAUUUCCGUUUCUAACUCACCAAACAUAAAUAUUGUGGUUAUGUAUUACCUGAUUAUUAGCAGUCAGCCAAAAUGCGCCAGAGCCAGGGUUCCUUGAAACAAUAUGUGCUUUUGAUGGAUGGGAAUGCAGAGGAGGAGACGGCAGUCGUGACUCAGUCCUCAAUGAGGUUAGAAACCUUCUUGCUGCAAUGAAAGCGUAUUCCUGCCAAGGGAUCUCAGGAAAUGCACCGACUCUGCCUUCUAGGCAAGCUGGGUCAUGUUACUGAAGAUCACCUUGUCUCUUGGAAGUAGAAGCACAGUGAACAGAUGAAUCUAUUCAGCCAGACAUUCCUCCAGUAGAUCCCUCUCCUCAUGGAGCACCACAGCAGGGAGGAGAUGGACUCCAAAGAGGAAAGUCCUCAGGUGUGGGCUGACUCUGCUGAGCCGGAGCAGAAUAGCACGCAGGUGCACUUUGUCCCUGAGGGGGGGACGGUGGCACAGAUUGUCUACAGUGAUGAGCAGGACCGUCCCUCGCAGCAGGUGGUCUACACGGCCGAUGGCACCUCCUACACCUCGGUGGACACCUCAGAGCACACACUCGUUUACAUCCAUCCCGUGGAAGCUACGCAGACUCUGUUUACAGAUCCGUCCCAAGUGGCUUACGUCCAACAGGAUGCCACCACCCAGCAGGUAACUGUGCUCUUGCCUGCUGCUGCUCAGAGCAUGAAUCCCACCAACCUGUCCGUGCUCGGCAACGUUGCCGAAUCCCCCCAGCAAAUGGCUCUGGAGCAGGGUCCGCAAGCAGAUAGAGCAUCGUUACCGGUGCAUAACCAGGUGUUACCUCCUAUGGAGGCAGUGGAUGGUUCUGACCCUUUAGCACCUCUGCAGAAUCAGAUGGGAAGGAUGGAAACAAAAGAGGAAGAUGAUGAGGAUGAAGAUGAGGAUGAAGAUGGGGAAGACACUGACAUGGAUGAAUGGGAUCCAGAUCCACCUCGACCCUUUGAUCCCAAUGAUUUGUGGUGUGAAGAGUGUAAUAACGCACAUCCCUCUGUGUGUCCAAAACACGGACCUUUGCAUCCAAUCCCCAACCGGCCUGUGCUGACCAGGGCGAGAGCCAGCCUCCCCUUGGUGCUCUAUAUAGACAGGUUUUUGGGAGGUGUGUUCUCCAAAAGGCGUAUCCCCAAACGCACACAGUUUGGACCUGUGGAAGGACCCCUGGUUAGACAAACCGAACUCAAAGACUGCUAUAUCCAUUUGAAGGUUUCUCUUGAUAAGGGUGACAGAAAAGACAGAGAUUUGCAAGAGGACCUGUGGUUUGAACUUUCUAGUGAGGCUCUUUGUAACUGGAUGAUGUUUGUGCGUCCAGCUCAAAACCAUUUGGAGCAGAACCUGGUAGCGUAUCAGUACGGCCACCAUAUUUAUUACACAACCAUUAAAAACGUGGAGCCCAAGCAGGAACUCAAGGUGUGGUAUGCUGCCUCUUAUGCAGAGUUUGUGAACCAGAAGAUCCAUGACAUAUCUGAGGAGGAAAGGAAGGUUCUCAGAGAGCAAGAGAAGAACUGGCCGUGUUACGAGUGCAAUCGUCGUUUCAUGAGCUCAGAGCAACUCCAGCAGCAUCUCAACUCCCACGAUGAGAAGCUGGACUUCUUCAGCAGAGCCAGAGGCCGAGGUCGUGGGCGUGGAAAGAGGAGGUUUGGACCAGGCAGACGCCCGGGGCGCCCUCCCAAAUUCAUGCGUAUGGAAGUAACCAGUGAAAAUGGGGAAAAGUGUGAAGAAGGGACACAGGACUUGCUGCAUUUUUCCAGCAAGGGGCAGUUUGAUGAGGCCGGCCAAGCCACACUGAAUGGGUUGGAGCAGCAGGAGCAGACUCCAGUGCCAUCAGAGACGCAGUCGGCACUGGAGCAGCAGUCAGACAGCCACCCGCUACAGCUCCAGCCGCAGCACGAUGAGAGCGCGGUGCCUACGCAGAGCACCAUGACAGCAGAUGACAUGAGGCGAGCCAAGCGUAUCAGGCUGGAGCUGCAGAAUGCCGCUCUUCAGCACCUAUUCAUACGGAAAUCCUUCCGCCCGUUCAAAUGCCUGCAGUGUGGGAAGGCCUUCCGCGAGAAGGACAAACUGGAUCAGCACUUGCGGUUUCACGGACGGGAAGGGAACUGCCCUCUGACUUGUGACAUCUGCAACAAGGGCUUCAUCAACAGUGGUGCUCUGGAGAGCCACAUGAAGUUCCACAUGGACCAGAAAACAUACUCCUGCAUUUUCUGUCCCGAGUCCUUUGACCGCUUGGAUCUGCUCAAAGAUCACGUGGCCAUCCAUGUCAAUGAUGGCUACUUCACCUGCCCUACCUGCAAAAAACGCUUCCCGGAUUUUAUCCAGGUCAAGAAACACGUACGCAGUUUCCAUUCAGAAAAGAUUUACCAGUGUACAGAAUGUGACAAGGCUUUCUGCCGUCCUGACAAGCUGCGACUCCAUAUGUUGCGACACUCAGACCGCAAAGACUUCCUGUGCUCCACGUGUGGCAAGCAGUUCAAGAGGAAAGACAAACUGCGAGAGCACAUGCAGAGGAUGCACAACCCAGAGAGAGAGGCCAAGAAAGCUGAUCGAAUCAGCCGCUCCAAAACGUUCAAGCCUCGGAUAGCUUCCACCGACUACGAAAGCUUCAUGUUCAAGUGCCGACUCUGUAUGAUGGGUUUCCGCCGGAGGGGGAUGUUGGUGAAUCAUUUAUCAAAGAGACAUCCAGACAUGAAAAUAGAAGAGGUGCCAGAGCUCACGUUGCCCAUCAUCAAACCCAACAGAGAUUACUUCUGUCAGUACUGUGAUAAGGUGUACAAGAGCGCCAGUAAACGCAAAGCACACAUCCUGAAGAACCAUCCUGGUGCUGAGCUACCCCCCAGCAUCCGGAAACUGCGCCCUGCGGGCCCCGGAGAGCCAGAUCCCAUGCUGAGCACCCACACCCAGCUGACAGGCACCAUAGCCACCCCUCCAGUCUGCUGCCCUCACUGUUCCAAGCAGUACAGCAGUAAGACAAAGAUGGUACAACACAUUCGCAAGAAGCACCCAGAGUUUGCUCAGCUCCCUAACACGAUACAUGCUCCGCUGGCAACGGCUGUCAUCAGCUCCACUCCUGCUGUUCUAACCACCGACAGCACCACCGGCGAGACUGUUGUGACAACAGAUUUACUGACACAGGCGAUGACGGAGAUCUCCCAGACCCUCACGACAGACUAUCGAACUCCCCAGGGAGACUACCAACGAAUCCAGUACAUCCCUGUCUCUCAGUCCACAACUGGCUUGCAGCAGCCUCAGCACAUACAGUUGCAGGUUGUUCAAGUGGCCCAGGCCACCUCACCUCACCAGUCUCAGCACUCCACGGUGGACGUUGGGCAGCUUCAUGACCCCCAGACGUACACCCAGCACGCUAUCCAGGUGCAGCACAUCCAGGUCACAGAGCCAUCGCCAGCAACUCAGUCAUCGUCACAGGUUGGGGGUCAGCCUUUGAGUCCUUCCUCACAACAGUCUCAGCAGGAACUCAGCCCCUCACAGAUGCAGACAACUCCAUCGACACCAAACCAAGCCCUCCAGCAGCAGCAAGGAUCUUCAGUCCAGCACACGUAUCUUCCCAGCACGUGGAACUCAUUUCGGAGCUACUGUAAGUGUCAGCAGGAGCUCUCACUACAACAGGAAAAUUACAGGCUAUUAGAACAGAAAAGUUACAGAAGAUGCAAUGUUUAUUACUUAUUUUUUAUAUUUCCCAUGCAGACUCACUAUGUGAUAUCUGAAGGCCAGCCUGAUCUGGAUGGCAAACAGAACUCUUCGCUCUCCAGCGAGGUACAGGUUGGCGUUUCCCAGCCGCCAGCCCACACGGAUGCCCUGGAGUCACAAACGAGCAGUCAGCAGCAAACCACCCAGUACAUAAUCACUACAACCACCAAUGGGAAUGGCGGCAGUGAAGUGCACAUCACUAAGCCAAGAACUUUCUCAGCAGAACAUGAAUGAAGAAGCCUCAGGGUGUCACUUGCUUGUGCUUGUCACCACCCCCGAAAGCCCAAUCUAUGGCUAUCCUGGGGCUCAGUAUGUUUUAAAGUAUAUGCUCACUUAACUUCAACUAAAAUCUUGGAGCUCUUGUUAAUGCUUUAAGAGGGUUUAAGUCCCCGGUGAUCAUGAAGUACCCUCAAAAUCCUUCUGGGAUGCUAUUUUAUGCAGCUUUUAACAAAAAGGACAAGAGAAGUGAAACCUCUGCUUGCUCUGGACUUGAUUUUUGGCAUGUCUGCUGACCCUUAUUUUUCUUCUUUGGAAGUUUCUCCAGUAAACAACUUUUUAUUUCAAUUGUAUGGGAAAAAGCUUGCCUAACUGAAGGCUAACUGGCAGAUUGUUGUAUGUAUAUAUCUUUUAACAGGAGCCGUUAGAGGAGGACAUCAUGUGAACUGCCAGACUAUGGCAGAACUGCUUCCUCUGUUUCAGCAGCCAAGGUGAAAGGGAACGUCCCAGCUCAAUGCGAGCAGACUGCCUGGAGAAAAAGAGCAGCAGCAGCAAAGCAGUGGCUCCUUGCGUACGUGUGCAGGGAUGGAUAUAACAAUGAAGCUGUGAAGAUGUGCCGAAGCAGUCCGUUAAAUUAUUAUUUUUCCAGCCCUCAAAACUGUUUACAUGCUGUCUGUCCUGCCCUAUUUGACCAAGCAGUUCCAGAAAGAACUUAAACCUGUAUCAUGUGGAACAAACUGAUUGAAAUCAGAGUAGCCCAUAAGGGUAGUACAGAGCCACUAUUAUCUCUCUUCCCUUUUGGUAUUUGCAGGGAAAAUUGCCUUUUGCCUGUAAACAAAAAAGGCUCAGCUUAUCCUGCAUAGCAGCUGCUGCUGUGACUUGAAGAUAGUCGUGCCAGGAAAAAAAAAAAGAGGGUAGAGGAGCACACCUCUGAAGAGGCAGGGUAGCUAUCUCUGUUGCCACCUUGAAGAGGACCUAUUUUUCCCCUUGAAGACUGGAUGAAGAGCUGAUUACUUUGAUUUUCCAAAUACCUUCUUAACAGUGCACUGUAAUUCCUUUGGACAAUUCUGUAAAAUGACUAGCCCUGGACUCAGGAAAAAUACAGGAAACAUGCUAGUGGACCACUGUUUAUGGGACACAGAAAGCCAUCUGUGAGUUGCCUGCUUUGGUAGACCUGGUCUAUGUACAGAAUUCUCAUUACAUUUAGGGACCAGGAGAAAGGGAAAGAGAAGGUUUAUCUUUUUAAGGCAGUGUAUUUUUUUUUUCUUACAUAAUUCUCCUGCCCAGGUUUGUUUGGUUGGUUAUUUAGUGCAUUCUGGUAUUUGCAAGAACAUGACUACAACUCCACUGAGUCCCAAUGGGAUAUACUGUGUAUGUCUAAACUUCCCUUCACUGCUUGAAAACUCAUCCCAGAAUGUCUGUGCAUAAUAAGAUACAUUUAUUUAUAAAACAGUAGCAAAGAAGGAUGUUUUGUCUUAACAGCCCUUGAGACUGAAGGACUUUUUUUUUUUAUUUGUUUUCUCUUGUGCUGCACUGACUGUGAAUGCAGGACUCUUGCAUAAGAACUCCCACAGAUUUAGGCGAGGGUGACCCGUGUGAGUAAGCGGUACAGGUGAUCACAGGUUUUGGGAUCAGGCCUUAUGGAGUUAAAGUUCCUAGAUGAGAGAGAACUUCAGACUCAGACAAGAGGAAGUCUGGUUCCUUGUGCGCAAAGCCUUGUAGCAGGUGUUGCUUUGGUAAUUAAUAGAUCUGUUAAUGUAGCAUGGAAACAGCGGCCACGCAUGAUGAGAUAAAUCGGAUCAAAAAUACUGGCAAGCUCAAAACUGUUUUUUGAGGUAGCUUUGAAGGGACUGGCUAAAAUGUGGAUUAAUUUGUUCCUGGGAUUUUGUUUCACUUGCUGUACCACCCUACUAGGGGCAUUAAUGAGAUUGGUGAAGUUAAUGAGGACCAGAGCUCCCAAUUAGUCAAGUGCAGUGAUGAGUGUCUUUAAUUUCACUGGAUUUAGGAGCCCAUCGACUUUUAACAGUGUGACCAAG
This is a messenger RNA of Athene cunicularia (burrowing owl), 6634 nucleotides long. It is a transcript of the gene PRDM10, whose product is annotated as PR/SET domain 10. The transcript is spliced from 23 exons. Gene Ontology annotation, cellular component: nucleus. Gene Ontology annotation, molecular function: protein binding. The coding region runs from base 996 to 4616 and encodes 1206 amino acids. The record is from RefSeq and is a predicted model, not a curated record. Lineage: Eukaryota; Metazoa; Chordata; Aves; Strigiformes; Strigidae.